This is a messenger RNA of Tinamus guttatus (white-throated tinamou), 1390 nucleotides long. NCBI's taxonomy places the organism in Eukaryota, Metazoa, Chordata, Aves, Tinamiformes, Tinamidae. The record is from RefSeq and is a predicted model, not a curated record.
AUGUCUGAUGGUUUUCCUUCUGUUCUGUCUUCCCAGGAAUCCUGUGGUUGCUUUCCUUCAGAUACCUCUGUCACUAGAGAGCAGAUGAACCGCUAUCGAGCUGCAGCGGACACUGCUCAGAGUGAGCUUGCAGCGCUUUUGGUGAAGUAUGAUUAUGCCCAGUCAGAGCUUCUUGAACUCAGGUCCAAAAUGGUCUCUCAGGAAGCCUCUUUUGAAGAGCUGAAAGCCGAAGCCGAGAGCUACAAGGAAAGCAAUGCGAGGCAGGCUUCUCUCCUCCUGUCCUUGCAAACCCGAGCGCAGGAGAUGGAGGAAGAAUUAAGUGUGCUGGCCACUUCUAAAAAGCAAACUGAGCUGAGAGCUCAGGAGGCAUUCAAGCAGAACUGGGAGCUGAAGGAAGAACUUCAUGAGCAAAGUGCCAAACUUGAUAAAUGUUUGAAUGAGUGUGAAGAGAGCAAGACUCAAGCUUUGAAGAUCAGCAGAAAACAUGAGGAGCUGCUUGUACAACUUUCUGGAUUCUUGGACACAGACAUUGAAGAAAAAGAGGAACCACAGGAACAGUUACUUUUAAAGGCCUGUGAAGUAUAUAAAGAAAAUAUGACACUAAAAAGCCAGGUUGCUGCUCAUCAAGAAGCCAUCAAUGCCCAUGAGAUUGAAUCCAAAGCUAACAGAGAAACUAUCAUGAGGCUUGUUUCAGAAAUGACCAAAGAGCAAAAAAAGGCAGCAGGAUACUAUCAAGACAUGGAAGAACUUAGAAAGGAUCUUGACAGUGCUAAAACAGCAAGACAAACUUUGGAGACUGAGAUCAGCAGCCUCCAAGACAAACUGGCUGCUAGCCAGAAAGCUUGGGAAGCCUCACGAGAAGAGCUGCACAAUCUGAAGAGAUCUUCCAGCGAGCUAGAUGGAAGCUUGAGGAACAGCCGAGAAGAGGCCAGGACUGCGCAGAACUCGUUGGUUUCUUUGAAAGAGCAAAUUGCUGCCCUGCUCAGCAGUAGGUCUGCAAUAGUUAAACCUUGUGAGAAGGCCAUUUUGGAGAGGAUCCAAGAAAUAAACUGCAGGGAGAAGAGUAAAGAAUUAAUGGUAUCUCAGCUUGAAACUCAAAUAGCUAAAUUGACUGAGGGUUUGGAAAAUCAGACUGCAUUGUACCAGGAAGCUCUGGAGAGGAGUAGGAAAGCUGAGAAACUAUCUGAGACUCUCCAGGAUAAACUGAAACAUUUGGAAGAGGAAUUGCUGUCUGGACAUAUGAUGCAAGAUGCUUUGAAGCUUGAGAAACAAAAAGUAGUUGCACGGUUUAUUUACUUCUCUAUAAAAGUUGGUAAAACCAGAGACAGUUAAUUGUAUUGCAUUGAUCAGCUUGAGUAUUACAGUACUGCAAGUAAUGUGGAUUAGCAAA